Molecule: messenger RNA, 2535 nt
Organism: Culicoides brevitarsis
Lineage: Eukaryota; Metazoa; Arthropoda; Insecta; Diptera; Ceratopogonidae
Product: differentially expressed in FDCP 6 homolog
Exons: 4
Coding region: 698-2368 (556 amino acids)
Cellular component (GO): cytoplasm; nucleus
Source: RefSeq, a predicted model, not a curated record
UGAGUCGGUCGGUUCACAUAUUUAUUAUUUCUUUUAUGAAUAAAAAGUGCGAGCGCUAAGAAAUCUUCGUCUUAAUAAGACAUACAACUCAAUCAAUCACGAAAAAUAUUUAAAAAAAAUCCAACAUAAUAUCAAAUAUUUGUUUGACGAAAAAUUCAAAAAGUUGAAAAAGUGCUGUGUUUAUCAUUCGUUUAAUGAAUCAAUUGAAUAAUAACAGUGAUUAAUAAGCAUUUUUCAAGUACAAGCACCCAAACAAGAGUUAUGAAUUAAUAAUAAUAAUCAUACAGUAAAAAAAUACAUUAUUCAAUCAUUAUUUUAUGCAAAAAAAAAAAAAGAUAACGAGCGAAAAAAAAUAGAAAUUUACAGAAAUUGAACGCACGAAAAUAAAUAUAUAAAGAAACCCUUUUAUUGAUACAAUUUUUCUUUCUACUCAAGACAUUAAAGGGAGAUUGUUGGAGUAAAAGCAGCCUAAAGUGAAAGUCAGCAGCAACAGCAACGGUUGCAGAAAAAAGUCAACCAAAUUAAAUGAUUAUUAUUAACGAAGCACGGGAGCACGAGUUAUGAAAAUGUUUCCGAUUAUUUGAACGAACCAUAACAUAACACGAAAAAAAAAAGAAAAAAAUCGAAGAAAUUAGUUGAACGAAUAUAAAACUGAAUAAAAAAAAACUGUAAAUAAAGACAUAAAAAUUACAUAACAAUGGCAUCUCUAUUGAAAAACGUAUCGAAUUCCAUCUUACAUGCAUUUAAUGCACUGCAACAAGAAAAACCCGGUUUUGUAAAUAAAUCAAAAUUGAAGGUACUUACAGCAAAUAUCGCCGUCAUCCUCGACUUGUAUGGCGUCGAACGCGGAUUGGAUCAAUAUCGUUCGACAUCUACGCUAAAUUUCGAUCAUUUCAAGUAUUAUCUCAUGAAGGAAGUGUUUUUGUCCGUGCCUGAGGACAUGACGCUUGCGCAACAACGGAAUUUCGAGACACGCAUCGAGGAAGUCUGUUGGCUCGUGUGUCGCAAAGAUUUCUGUUCUGAAGAGGGUGUCAAAGUGUACACAGCUGAUAUGGUAUUCAAACUUUUCCGUAUUUUUUGUAUGUUAGCGGAUCAAAUUGAGGCGCAAGAUUCGUCGUUGUUCUGUGCAAUCGCAGGCGCAGAAGCUUUACACAUUGUUCAACAGCUUUUGUCUUCCUUGGGACUCGACUAUGAGACUGAUAAUCGUUUCGAGUAUUUGAGCAACACAGAUACCGUUUUGACUUUCAGUAAUUUCCUGCAGUUGAUUGACUUCCAAGAAUGCACAGACAUCAAAGAUUGUCGUGAACCCUUGAAAGAAGCUGUUGAAGAUAUGUACCAAACAUACAUAAUGGAUGUGAUUAAGAAGGGAUAUUUGCUCAAACGAGGAUAUCUUUUACCAACAUUGCGUGAAUAUUGGUUCGUUUUGCAACCAUGCGAACUCUCCUAUUACAAACAUUCCAACGAAAAGGAGCUUUGUGGCACAAUUCAUCUCGAUUCAAAGUCCUCCGUACGCCCUUGCAUCUCGAACAAUGGAAAACACGAAAAAGUCCAGAAAUUUGUCGUGUCAUUUCGAGAUCGCGUAUUCGAACUUGCAGCUAUGGAUCAUCGUUCGCGCAUGCAAUGGAUCUCCGCUUUGCAAUUAGCCAUCACAUAUUCGACGGGAAAAGACGGGUUUCAACGUGAUAUUGCGAGUCGGCGUAAAAUCCAACGAGAUAUCGAAAAUAAACGCAAAAAAGAAGAAGAACGUCUCAAGUCUAGUCACAUCAAACAAGUUGAAGAGACAAAAGAGCAACUCGAAAAGGAACGUCAUGCACGUUUAGCUGCUGAAACGCAAGCAAGGCAACUCGAAGCACUUGCUCGCGAAGAUUCUCGUCGUGUUGCCGAAUUGGAAGACAUGAAAAUGACUCUCGAAAAACUUCUGGAAGAGGAAUCCCAAGCGAAGCGUGAUGAGGAAAUUGUACGAGCACUUCAAGCACGUGUUCUGGCCGAAGAAUGGGAGAAACGUGAAGAACUCGAACAAUUACAGGAAGACCAAAAAACGAUACUUGAACAAGAACGACAGAAACGAAUCGAAUUCGAAGUGUUGCAAAAAGAGAAGGAACAACAAUUGAAAGAUGCCGAACGUAGACUGAAACAAUUGGAAGAAGAGCGAGAACGACUCGAUGAGGAACUCCGUUAUGCCCGACAGAAAAUUCAGCAUUCGGAGGAAACAAAAGAACUCAUGGAAGCCAGAUUACAAGCCAUUUCUCCUCGACAUGAUGGAGAUCGAGUUCGUCGUGUGCAAUCUUUCAUGUCGUCGACACGAGAACGUCCCGUUACCAUCGAAUCUCGUUUGCCAACGCUCAAGAGGCCCAGCAAAGUUCAGUGACAAUAAAUCAAAAGUAAUGAAAAUUGUGAAUUAUACUCUUAAUCAAACUUAAGUUAAAAUUUAGAAUUAAGACGAAAAAUGUAUCUAUUGCUAAAUUAAAUUUAUUUACUAAAAACCACGAAAAAUAAAGGAAAAAAAUAUUAUCGAUGUUUGUCUUGUGUUCGACU